Molecule: messenger RNA, 912 nt
Organism: Symbiodinium necroappetens
Lineage: Eukaryota; Dinophyceae; Suessiales; Symbiodiniaceae
Source: the annotation of a GenBank genome assembly
AUGGUAAUGCAGUUUGCUAAGCUCUUGAACUUGUUCUUAUUGUGUGCUGGCGCUGUACGGCAAGAAGAUCGUCAUGGAGCGCUUGUGACUGAUAGUGCAAGGUCGCAGGGACAGGGCAAUGAGACAGUUGCAGGUCCCUGCAUGUAUUUCGUGAACAAGGCCAACUUCCCUGUGGCAGUGUCCUUAGAACAUAUCGGUCCUCUGCACUAUGUCAACGUCCUGGAACCUGGGCAGCGAUGGCGUGCCUAUUGUGGAGUUGUGUGGUUCACCGUGAGGGCGCAAGCUAAGUUUGAAAGGGCCCAGCUCUUCAACGGCUGGAGUGUGGCCGAGCCGAUCGUUGGUGUGAUUGGUGACGCGCUCACGGCUGGUGUCAGUGCUGUCGGUAAGCUAGGGACGAAGCUUGCGACUAAACUGAGCGAGAAAACAGUGGAAAAUGUCCUGGAGCGCGGUAUGGGGCUCAAGCACGGCGUCUAUGCAAAUGGCAAGGUCUUUCAUGUCACCGGCCACUUCCGUGUCGACAGGGUCGAAUCUUCAGGAAUGCUCGUUGGCUCAAUGGAUGAAGCAGUUGGGCUGAAGCAGGUGGAGUGCCAGCUAGGCUGCAGCAGGUGCGGCUACAACUGGUAUCAGAGUCAAUGGCAAAACGGUUUGCCAUCCCGUGAUUUCCACAAGUACUGUGGAUGUUGUGGAGGAAGCCAGGCUCAGCAAGACGACUGCAAAGAAGUCUGCGCAGGCGCGGCGGGGCUGAUCUCUCGGCCCGCCUGCGAACUGGGCUGCGAGGGCACCUGCGGCUACAACUGGUACCAGGAGAAUUGGAAGGAGAACCACCCUACCCAGCAUUACUACAAGUACUGUGACUGCUGCGGGGGCUCCCAAGCCCAGCAGAAUGUUUGCAAGGCCGCUUGCACGUCCUGA